Lathyrus oleraceus (garden pea) is the source of this 2167-nucleotide messenger RNA. Its product is annotated as ferrochelatase-2, chloroplastic. Gene Ontology annotation, biological process: heme biosynthetic process. Bases 251 to 1834 code for a protein of 527 amino acids. Gene Ontology annotation, molecular function: protoporphyrin ferrochelatase activity. Lineage: Eukaryota; Viridiplantae; Streptophyta; Magnoliopsida; Fabales; Fabaceae. The record is from RefSeq and is a predicted model, not a curated record. The transcript is spliced from 11 exons. Gene Ontology annotation, cellular component: mitochondrion.
AUGAGAAAGAAAGAAAAAGAAAAUAGUGGGCAGUAAAAUUAGUUGAAGAAGAUGAGAUGAUAAACAAAAAAUGAAGAAGAGGUCUGUGUUUUUUUCAGUCUCACUAGUCACUCUCAACCUCAAGGGUCCCUCUCUCAAUUUAGAUUUCAGAUUCAAACACAUUUAUACCAUUUUUCUACCUUUGCUUCAUAAACAGCCCAAAUAUAAAUUUCCCAAUUUGUGGGAAUUAGUAAUUGUUAACUAGCUAGCUAUGAAUCCUCCUAUUUGUGCCCCUUCAUCUUCUUCUUGCUCAUAUAUUCGUCCUCAUUCAUGCCUCACUUGUGCUUCUCGAAAUUUCAAGUUUCCUCUGCUAUUGCCACAGGCAAUAUGUACCACUCAAAAGGUGUAUCGCUGCUCUGGAGGCCAUGUGGAGGCUUCUAUUAAUGCUAAUCCGUUGAAAACUUGCAUAGUUGGCAAAAUUAGUACAGGGUGGUCUGAAGCACAGCCUUUGGUUUCCAGACGAUCGCUCAACAGGCACCUGUUACCUGUGGAAGCUUUAGUAACUUCAACGACUCAAGAUGUUUCUAAUACACCUCUUAUUGGUGAUGAUAAAAUCGGAGUUUUAUUGUUAAACCUUGGAGGUCCAGAGACUCUAGACGAUGUGCAGCCUUUUUUGUUUAACCUUUUUGCCGAUCCAGAUAUUAUACGGUUGCCAAGAUUAUUUACUUUUCUUCAGAAGCCAUUGGCUCAAUUUGUAUCUGUUUUAAGAGCACCAAAGAGCAAAGAAGGAUAUGCUUCCAUUGGUGGUGGAUCCCCUCUUAGACGCAUGACUGAUGCCCAGGCUGAAGAGUUAAGAAAAUCUCUAUCAGAAAAGAAUGUUCCAGCCAAAGUGUAUGUUGGCAUGCGUUACUGGCAUCCGUUCACAGAAGAGGCUAUUGAGCAGAUUAAACGGGAUGGAAUUACAAAGCUUGUUGUGCUUCCACUUUAUCCACAAUUUUCAAUUUCAACCAGUGGUUCAAGUCUGCGUCUCUUGGAGAGUAUAUUCAGAGAGGAUGAGUAUCUAGUCAACAUGCAGCACACGGUGAUACCCUCAUGGUACCAACGUGAAGGAUACAUAAAAGCCAUGGGGAAUUUAAUUGAAAAAGAGCUGAAGAGUUUUGAUAGCCCGGAGAAGGUCAUGAUAUUCUUUAGUGCACAUGGGGUGCCGGUUGCUUAUGUGGAAGAGGCUGGUGAUCCAUACAAGGCAGAGAUGGAAGAAUGUGUGGAUUUGAUCAUGGAAGAGCUUGAGAAAAGAAAGAUAUCUAAUGCAUACACCCUUGCUUAUCAGAGUAGAGUUGGACCUGUGGAAUGGUUAAAGCCCUAUACUGAUGAGACAAUAAUUGAACUUGGGAAAAAGGGAGUAAAAAGUUUGCUGGCUGUACCAAUUAGCUUUGUCAGUGAACAUAUUGAAACACUAGAAGAAAUCGAUGUUGAGUACAAAGAACUGGCAUUAGAAUCUGGAAUAGAAAAAUGGGGCCGAGUUCCUGCUCUUGGAUGUGAACCAACUUUCAUUUCAGACUUGGCAGAUGCUGUAAUUGAGAGUCUCCCGUAUGUUGGUGCGAUGGCUGUUUCAAACCUUGAAGCUCGACAGUCUUUGGUUCCCUUGGGCAGUGUAGAAGAGUUGUUGGCAGCGUAUGACUCGCAACGUAGGGAGUUGCCUCCGCCGAUAUUGGUGUGGGAAUGGGGAUGGACAAGAAGUGCUGAAACAUGGAACGGAAGAGCAGCUAUGAUUGCAGUGCUACUUCUGUUGUUUUUAGAAGUCACCACAGGAGAGGGAUUUUUGCACCAGUGGGGAAUACUGCCCUUGUUUAGGUGAAUGAGACCUUCCUCCCCACUCAAUGGCCAUGGAAUUUAGUUUUUGCAUGUAUAUGUAUACCAUUAGCAUCACAUAUGCUCCGCUUAUAAUCCAAGUCACGCGCACGGAAGGAAUUCUAAAAUCUAGUUUAGAAGCAACAUUUGUGGACGGAAAGAGAAAAAUAAUGUAUAGAGAUUUCCUCUUCUAUGUAUCUAAAGGAUUUAUAUUUUGGGUUCCAUGACUCAGUGAUAUAGCUGUUGUAGCUUAAACAGCAGUUAUUGAUAAAGAGACUGUCAAUUAUGCUAUGUUGACAUGAGAGAUAGAGUUUGAAAAGGGUGUGAAAAUUCUUGCUCA